Molecule: messenger RNA, 4456 nt
Organism: Conger conger (European conger)
Lineage: Eukaryota; Metazoa; Chordata; Actinopteri; Anguilliformes; Congridae
Product: ras-related protein rab7-like
Exons: 6
Coding region: 2216-2839 (207 amino acids)
Biological process (GO): phagosome-lysosome fusion; endosome to lysosome transport
Cellular component (GO): phagocytic vesicle; lysosome; late endosome
Molecular function (GO): GTP binding; GTPase activity
Source: RefSeq, a predicted model, not a curated record
CUACUGCAGUUUUCAAGAGCAUGAUGUGCACUCUAUGACACUUAAUGCUAGUACACUCACUGUGGUUUUUCAGCCUAUUCAUCUCUUUUUAUAGCCAUUACAACUUUGCUUUGAUACUUAAAAUUUGGCACCGCAUGCUGAAAUGAAUUAAACACCUACGACCAUGCUGUGUGUUGGGUACUUGCACACCAGAACUGUUCUGCCUGUGCACCUGGCUGUGUGCCGCAAGGCAGUUUCUUGCCUGAAAUCUCGCUCAGUGUUGUGUAUCUGAACCCACGGGGAACCUCUUCCAGAUGGUGGCCAAUGAAAAAUACACGUUCAAUAGUGUAAUGUGUCAACAGGAAGCAGCAGGUUUCUAUAUGUGGUGUUCACUGAAAGAUACAUUUUUAUGUCUUUCUCAGAAUACGAAGUCGGUCCCUCAUUUAUGGACACUUUCAUUGUCCAAAACAAGUAUUAUAGGUUAUAACUUUUGUCCAGAAACAUUUCAGAAAAGGCAUUUAAUGAUGGUUGAACAUUCAUGCAUCAUAUUUCUGUGUAAAGAUUUCAGAAAGUCUCAUAUUAAGAAACUGUUUAUCCUGAAGGCAUGUCAUUUUAUCUACAUGAAAUCAAAACCUUUUUUGCAUUUCCCUUAGUUGGGGAGGGAGAAUUAUGAAUAUUAAUUUGCACUGUAUGUUUGUGACAGUGUGGUUGUGUUACGGAUGUCUCUUGUUCAUGAAUGUGAACUAAUAAAAUUUGUUCACAUAAAUGUGGACUAAUAAAAUUUGUUCACAUAAAUGUGAACUAAUAAAAAUUGUUCACAUAAAUGUGAACUAAUAAAAAGUAGUUGACUGUAUAUCUGUGCAAAGUCUAAAGUCUAAGCCUAACACCAGUAUUCUGGGGUGCAGUGUCAAUACUGUUUUAAAAUUAAAUAAUUUGUGAACAGUCAAAUAAGUAAUGUUUAACAGGAUACACUAAAAGCAUGUCUUCUCAAAUUCAAGAGAUGACUCUUUGGUAAUAUUAUCAAAAAUAAUGAAAUUUCCGGUUUAUAAAUAUCGAGAGAAAGAAAAUACUACAAAGAGCAGUGAACAGUUAAAAACUAAAUAAAUUCAAUAUUUGUUGUCACCUUUAAAACUGCAUCAAUUCUCUUGGGUUCCCUGUCCUGCAGCUGUAUAAGAAAAUUGACUGGUAGGCCAAUUGUGCCAAAGAUAUUAGAGAACUUGCCUCAUGCCUUCUGUAGACUUGGGCUGUCUCACUUGCUUCUGGCUAUCCAGGUAAUCCCAUACAGCCUCAAUCAAGUUUCUUUUAUCUGAAAAGUGGUUACUUUAUUUGACAAAAUAAAAAACAUUCUUUGGAAAAUGAAUCUCAAAUUUGCUCUUUCUACUGACACAUUCAGAAAACAAACAAAAAAAAACAUCUAUGACCAAAUUUACAUAACAUAAAUCUAGGGUGCCUAAGAUUUUGCACAGUACUGUUUGUGUGGGUUGUUUCACACUGUAGUCAAAAUGUUGGGUUUUGCACAUUUUCACAAAGGUUUAUAAUGUGCCUCUCCGCAUCAUUCUGUUGCUGUGGAAUUUCCCACGUACAAUGGCAGAAGAUUCAAAGCCAAGAAUACAUUGAACCAUGGCCAGAACAGAAAUGAGGAUAUAAUUGAAUCCUUAUUCCAUGCCAAGCAAUGGAUGGGCGACUGUGGCUUUGUACAAAAUAUUGAAGGUUUAUAUUGUUCAGUAAUUCGUAGUAGUGGGUUCCAGGCUUUUAGAGCCUACAGCGCACUGAAUGAUGGGAUUCAUUUUUGUAACCAAGCUGUUAUUAAGUUGUGGCCAGAUAUGAGCUCCAGUGUGGGGUUGAAUCAAAUUCUCAUUAAUAUAAAUAAUUAAUUAUCUGCAAUAAGAUAUAUUUUUUCUACGUUGUAUCAUAACCCAAUUCAACCCUACCCAAGACCCACGGGUUGGCUCUGACCCUCUUUAAGGGACCUCUGUAAGGUACGGAAGAAUGAUGGACAAUGGAUGGUGAGGAAUACCUGUGUGAUUACAGAAACUGCUGGUGAUUUUGUGUUUUUGAUUUUGAUUUCAGUGCUUUGCAGUUGUAGGCUGUAGGGUGGGUCCGCUCUGGCUCAGAAAUCACAGCUGAGUUCUGAGAUGGUGACGCAUACUGCGUGUGUCAAAUUUCAAAACCAGUUUAGCGUGUCACUGUCUGCUCGACCCGUUCGCAUCGCCCCACAGAAACCACCUGGGACAGAAUGACGUCCAGGAAGAAAGUUCUACUCAAAGUUAUUAUCCUGGGAGACUCUGGAGUUGGGAAGACUUCUCUAAUGAACCAGUAUGUGAAUAAGAAGUUCAGUAAUCAGUACAAAGCCACAAUAGGAGCCGACUUCCUGACAAAAGAGGUGAUGGUGGACGACAGGCUCGUCACAAUGCAGAUCUGGGACACUGCGGGGCAGGAGAGGUUCCAGUCCCUGGGUGUGGCGUUCUACCGCGGAGCGGACUGCUGUGUGCUGGUGUUCGACGUGACCGCGCCCAACACCUUCAAAACGCUGGACAGCUGGAGAGACGAGUUCUUGAUCCAGGCCAGCCCGCGUGACCCCGAGAACUUCCCUUUUGUGGUGCUAGGCAACAAGAUCGACCUGGAGAAUAGGCAGGUAACGACCAAGCGUGCGCAGGCCUGGUGCCAGAGUAAGAACAACAUCCCGUACUUUGAGACCAGCGCCAAGGAGGCCAUCAAUGUGGAGCAGGCCUUCCAGACCAUCGCACGCAACGCCCUGAAGCAGGAGACAGAAGUAGAGCUGUACAACGAGUUCCCAGAGCCAAUCAAACUGGACAAGAAUGACCGAGCCAAGCCAUCGGCCGAGACCUGCAGCUGCUGAGGGGGGCCUGGGACCAAGACUGUCCCCUCGGAUUCUCUCUGGCCUUCCAAACGCCCCUUCUCCUGAGCACCUCCCAAAAACGCACACACGUGCCUGCACACACCCACACACACACUUUCUAGAGGCUGAAUCCUCGGCCCAAAGAGCACUCAGAAAUUUCAUUUCAGACCUCUUUCCUAAAGCAUAGCCCGCCUUGCCCUAACCGUUUUACAUUUAUCGCUCGACACCUCAACACAGAUGCACUCUUUCCCCACCUUCUAGACCAUGCCCACUUUUCCUGACCUCUGUCUGGCCAACAGUGAGGGGAUGGGGGCUCUGAAUUUAACAGGUCGGGGUGGAAUUUUGUGGAGAAAAGUGUACCGGUCUGCAGCUGAGAUUGUGUUGGCUUCAGUUUGUCCUGCAACUUAAGUUAUUUUGGAAAUUCACUUUCUUCUAAACGAUGGCUGUUUUUGUGAGCUAGCUAAGUGGAUUCCAUUGCCUGGAAUCUCUUGAGGAAUAACCUGUUGUACUAGUCCGUUGUACUAGUAGGUUUUUUUUGUUUAUUUUGUUUAGUUUCUUUUUUUUUUUUUAUUGGCCUGGAUUUAAAAUCUCAAGGCAAACCGAUGCUUGUGUAUUACUUUGCACUUUGUUUGAAAUGCCUUUAAACGUGGGGAGCACUCAACUAGUCCUUGCUCGAUGGUGAUGAAACGUCCAUUUCAGUUCUGUAUUAAACCUGCCGUCUUGGUCCUGGUGUUCUCCGCACCAAACUACACGUGUGUAAGAGGCAAGUCCACAGCCCCCUAUGUAACAGACGGUAAUAAAACCAGUUCCCCCUCCUUUCAAGAUCUGCCAUUCUGCUGGUUAGCCUGAAUUCACAUGAGAAAUAAUCGAACAGGUGUAAGAAGAUAUGAUAUUGUAAAGGAAAAAAUGAAGUGUUCUGAUUAUUCGAAGAUUAUUAAUACUACUUACCAUUUAAUACUACUACUAUUACUACUGCUGUUGUCUUCUGUUUACUUUGUCAACCAUCCUGUUUCAAGACUAGUUACAGAUCAGACACAGCUUCUGAUCCUCUGACGGUCAGUGUGGAAGGUCAGCUAUGUACAUUCAAUCUCUCUCACACGGUCUCUGCAGGUAGCUCAGGUUGGUGAAAGAUUUGUUAAGUGCUUGGUAUUACUUUUAACUGAUCAGAUGCCUUUUCAGUCUGUUCAUAUACUCUGACUAUGUAUAAAAGUGUAAUUGCGUUAUGGGGAAAAACUCAAAACUGAAACAACAUUGGUUAUUCAUCUGACAAAAAAAAAAAAAAAAUCUCUUGUGAAGAUUCAUCACGGUAUUAUUAAAUAAAUAAUAAAUUCAAUACCAAUGAUAAGUAUUUGGGUUUCAAAGUAAUAAUGAUAAUAAAGGGUUAUUGAGUAAAUGAUUUGUGAUGCACUGUUUGUUUCAUAAGAGUAAGGGGGAUGUGCUGAAAUGUGACCGGUCAUAUCACACCUGAAAAAAGAUCCAUCUUCAGUUGCUCCAAGAGCUGUGUAUCUUAUGAAACAUUAAGCUUUUGACAAAAUAAUGUUGCCAAACAUUUUAUGUAGAUUGGGAUAUACCUGUCAUGUAACCACAUAGGUAAUAAAUAAAUAAAAUUAACCAUAA